AUGGGUAACGAUGGAGGGAGUAUCCCUACUCGCCGUGAGCUUGUCAAGAACGCCGCCCGCACCCCAAACACCUCGGAGCUGAAGGCUACCCAACACGAAGCGCAAAGCUACGCCUGGGAAUACUGUCCGCUCUCCAAUCGCCCUCUCAUAUCACCCAUAGUCUCUGACUGCGCCGGAACGCUCUACAACAAAGACUCCAUAAUCGAACACCUACUCCCGAAAGAUGACGAUACUCUAACCUCGGUCACCAAAGAGAAGGAAGAGAUUCUACAAGGGCGCGUGAAAGGGCUACGAGACAUUGUGGAGGUGAAAUUCAGCGUGGUGAAAGAGGAUGCUGAGGAAAAGAGGAUAUGCCCCAUCACCAGCAAGGAGUUGGGUCCGAAUACUAAGGCGGUAUACUUGGUUCCAUGUGGGCAUGCGUUUUCUGAAGCGGCAAUCCGCGAGGUAGCCACAGAGGCAUGCGUGGAAUGCAAUGAGCCUUAUACGUCUGAGAACAUAAUCCCGAUAUUGCCAUUCUCGAAGGAAGACAUCUCGAGACUAUCUACGCGGGCAUCCAAGCUGAAAGGAAGCGGUCUUACGCACUCCUUGAAAAAGGCUCCUGGGGGCAAGAAGCGGAAGAAGAACGCCGAGGCAGAUGUGCCACCCACUGAAUCACCAGCUACCUCACAGAUCACCAAAUCGGGUCCACCCAAAGACCGGUCCAUAACGAACAACAUCGCUCAAUCCCGGAACGGGUCAUCCACCCCAGAUCCCGCAACUUCACGAUCGAUAAAGAACGCAAGCACAGCAUCCUUAACAGCCCGGGUCCUCGACGAGCAGGAAGAGCGGAACAAGAGACGAAAGCUGGGCUUGAAUGAUAAUCUGAAGAGUUUAUUCUCAAGUGGUGGAUAUAGUGCCCAAGCGCAGAAAGGGGGUGACUUCAUGACGAGAGGUUAUUCCUUACCUAAAAGGGCCUAG
Molecule: messenger RNA, 957 nt
Organism: Venustampulla echinocandica
Lineage: Eukaryota; Fungi; Ascomycota; Leotiomycetes; Helotiales; Pleuroascaceae
Exons: 1
Coding region: 1-957 (318 amino acids)
Biological process (GO): site-specific DNA replication termination at RTS1 barrier; mitotic DNA replication termination
Cellular component (GO): nucleus
Source: RefSeq, a predicted model, not a curated record